AAUAUACUCGUAUGUCUUACAAGAGUGGUCAUAAGGUAUAUGUAAAAAAAACAAUAUGAAAUAAACUUCACUUGAAACAAUGAACGUUUUGUGAUAAAAAUAUAAAUUUGAAAUGUGAAAAAGGAAUAUGGUUCCUGCAUUAUACGCCUGGAAUAAACUUUAUGUAUUAUGCCUUUGUAUAAUUACAAGAUAAGCUUAUGUAUAUGAUAGUUUUUAAAGUAAUUUCUAUUUGUCACGUAUCGGUAAACAUUGCAUUUCAAAAAUAACGUUUGCAUAAACUCACUGCUGAGCGGACCAUCUCGGCAAUCCAGAGCGGAUUGUCAGGUAUAUAGGUGAAGGCAGAACACGGCUGUUUAACAGGGCAUAACCAAUCGAAUUGAUUUCGCUGAAGCAAAAAAAGCACGGAACCAUGACCACAAUAACACUGUGAAAUAGGUAGUCACGUCUUUAAAACUAAACUGUACAUGACUUCAAAAUUCUUCAUUUCAUUUCAAAUAUGUUGAAUGGCAACAUACACCUCAAUUGCUUUGUUGCAUAUUCAACAUGUGUUCAACCAGGCAUUAAUUUUAUUAAAUAACUCUUUCAAAUAAACAUGAUAAAGGUAACUUUUAAUUCAACAGAUACUUCAAAAGAGUAAUACUUUUGUGGAAUAUAUAGCCCAGGUGUUGUGUAACUUCUUUGCAGGUUUGAAGCAAGAUUGUGGAGUUGACGGAACAUCCACAGUAUUGCUAGAAGUGCCGAUAGCUGCAGGGCCCGGUCUGCGAUGUUUUCAGUAGGACAGUUGGUUCUGCUCGCGCACGUGUUUACGUCACUAGCCAUUGCUCAAGGUUUCAAUGGCGAUGUGUCGAUGUACCGUGGCAGUCGGUUCACAGACAGCGCAGUUGGCGUGGUAAUCCUGACAGAAGGGACAUUGACAUACAAGAUUUGCAGUUCGGGAUUUACUGACCAGCACGCCUCACUGGUUUGCCGACAACUGGGCUUUCUCCAGGGUUCUAUGCUUCCGACAGGAUCAUUUGGAGAAAUAGCUGAAACUGAACUCCAAUCCUACAACGCCAUUGUAGGAGAUUGUCCUGAUGGUCCUAAUGUAAGAUUGUCGAAUUGCACAUUCACUGUAAGUGAGUGUUCAGACAGUUCCUUCAACUAUGCGGCUGUCAGUUGUAGAAACGGCGACGCCCAAACAGUUCCGAUUGGAAGUUUUAAGUUUGAUUCGAAUCUGAGUUUUCCGGAGUCAGGCUAUUUCUCGCCACUGUUGAUUUACGAACACAAUGUAUGGGGACAUGUUUGUGCAGAAAAAGACAUCGACGACGAAUUUCGCAUAGAGACGGUUGCUGCGCUCGCUUGUAGACAGAAAGGAUUUCAGCAAGGUCGGGCUCUGUAUCUGUCUUCCAACUGGACCAUUCCGGCUCUGAGGUCCGAGGUGAACUGUGGCAGCGCAGCCGUGUUCGGAGACUGCGGUCAUGUUCAGGGCAACUGUCGUGCUGGGAAAAUAUUGGGCGUGGUCUGCCAACCACCCGACAGUGCAGAAAGUUCUUUCUACUUGACUGGUGGCAAGCAUAAUUAUGGUCGAGUUGUGGUCAGUGCGGGUGGUCAGGAAGGUCUAAUCUGUGCCGAGGGUUUCACCUGGAAGGAAGCCUUGGUGCUCUGUCGGCAACUUGGAUAUACAACAGGAAGCGUAAAUAGUGAGGUCUUUGACAGUGGGGAUGUUGAUACUGUGGUGUUGUCCAGAGUGUCAUGUGACAGUUAUGAGGAGCCCGACCUCUACCACUGCGACAUUCAUGGCUGGCGGAAUGUUUCCAACUCCUGUCAGGGAACUGCCCAGGCUGUAUCUGUUUUCUGCUAUGUAAAUGUGCGACUAGUGGGAGUGGGAACUGAGACUGAUGAAGUUCAUCUUGGUCGACUGCAGGUGCUGCAUGGAGGCCUCUGGUACUCGGUGUGUGCCGAGACUCUUUCCCAGGCAGCCGCCAACGUUGUCUGCAGGGAACAGGGGUUUUCCACAGCGGAAAUUCUCCUCCCCAGUGAAUACAGAGGAACACAAUCCAAAACAAUUAACAGUUUGAACUGUACCGGACUGGAAUCCAGCAUUAAGGAAUGCCCAUACACCACAGGGGCCUGUGACCCUGACCUGAAUGCGGCUGUGCUCUGUAGAAACUCAAUACAAUCAGAUACAUACACGUUUUCUGUGCCUGGGAGAGAUGGAGCGGUGACGGUGGAUCGGCUGGGGCUUAAGGGGUACAUCUGCCGUGGUGGCCUGGACAACAUGGCAGCUCAAGUGGCGUGCAGGCAGGCUGGUUACCAGACAGGGGUUGUACUGGGUCACCAGGUCAUGCUGAGAAUUAUUGAUGCACGGUACAAGCCAGCAUGGUUGAGCCAUGUCCAGUGUGCAGGAACCGAGACAGACCUGUCCCAAUGUAGCUAUGAAGCAACCAGCCCACAGGACUACACGUGUGCAAAGAACUUUGGACCUGCGGGCGUGUUGUGUUAUAAUAGUUCAUUGCCAGACUCGUUGGUUCGACUGAAUGCGGGAAAAGAUGAGGUGCAUGGUCGGGUGGAAGUUUACCAUGAUAUGACAGGGUGGGGCACCAUAUGUUAUAUGGGAUGGACCAAUGCUGAUUCUGCUGUUGUCUGCAAGGAACUGGGUUUUGCUUCAGGACAGUCAAACCCGUCAGCUUACAAUGAGAUAGCAGACAUAUCGGUUCAGACGGUCCUGUCUAACGUUGACUGUGAAGGAACAGAAUCCUCCAUAUUGGCUUGUCCUAAUGCUGGCUGGGGACUUGCUAGUUCCCUAUGCACUCACAACAAGGAUGCCGGUGUCUUCUGUUAUAAACAUGUGCGACUGGUCCCUGGAAGCACAUAUGGCUCAGUUCAGUACCACUCUGGAGAAGAGUAUGGACUUGUUUGUGCUGACGGGUUUGACCAACAGGCAGCUGACGUGGUGUGUAAAGAAAUGGGUCACCAAUAUAGCAUCCCUUUGUGCUGUUCAGCCAUGGGUCCAUCUGACCGUACUUUUACACUGGGUGGAGUGAAGUGCACGGGAAAUGAAGCGUCAUUGAGAGACUGCCAAUACACUGUGGACGAUGUCAGCUGCAUCUCAGGGCAGUAUGCUGCUGUUGUCUGCAGUGACUUUCAAAUAGGAUACACCAAAUUGAACACAGCAGAUACACUGGUUAAGCUGACUUAUUUCCUACGUGAUGGCUACAUAUGUUCUGAUGACUUCUCACAUCUUGAUGCCAAGGUUAUCUGUACUCAACAGGGAUAUCUUUAUGGAAGAGCAUAUAAAGCAUCAGCUAAAGGCCUGGAAAAGAAAAUUCGCUGGUUAAGAGGCCUGUAUUGUACUGGAGGUCAAACUGACUUUCGACAGUGUGGUGCUCACAACUGGGGCCAGAUAGGGGUCUGUGACUGGGGCUCUGUGGCUGGGGUCAUCUGCUCCAGUGUGCAGGACGAGGUAACAACUGACUUGAGACUAGUGGAUGGAACAGAGAGCUCUGGCCGUGUAGAGGUCAAGGUCAAAGGCAUAUGGGGGACGUUGUGUGACCUUGACCUGACCCGUAUGGAGGUCAAGGUGAUAUGCAGGGAGCUGGGGUACCGUGCAGGCAGAAUCAUGACUUCGGGACACUUUGGGCCUGGCAGUGGGAACAUAGCCCUUACUGGUCUCAAGUGUAAUGGCAGUGAGAGCAGUUUCAGUGAUUGUGUGUGGGCGGGGUUUGGUCAGUCUGGUUCAGCAGUUUGUGACCAUUCUUCUGACGCUGCUGUGGCAUGCUUCUCUGAUAUGCGGCUGAGUGGUUUUGUGACUGCCAACUACGGAUUUCUGGAAAUGUAUGACCCCAACACAGACCAGUGGUUGACAACAUGUGCCACAAACUUUAAUGUACACAAUGCAGUUGUUAUUUGUCACCAGAUGGGAUACAGGGAUGGGCUUGUUCAGAAAGUUUCAUCCAAGGCAGCAAACAAUGUACAGUUCUUCAUAAGGGAGGUAGAUUGUGUCUCCCAGACUGAUUGCACCUUUACAACUGGAGAGUGCUCAUCUAAAACUACCAUUGCACUUUACUGCAGUGAGACAGAAAUUGGAAAUGAAGAUGUGGCUUUGAGACUGCCCUUGAGCGUAUUUUAUGGCCCGGUUGAGGUUCAGAGGUUUGGAAUGUGGGGACAUUUGUGCAGUUCAGGAUUUGAUGACAAUGAUGCCAUGAUAGUCUGUAAGCAGAUUGGCUACCAGGCUGGGUCCGCAGUGAACACAUACAGAACUGAAAAUUAUCCCAUUAUACAAGGUACAGUGUCGUGUACAGGAGACGAGAACCAGCUACAGGACUGUCAAAGGGCUCUGUUUGCUGAGCUGGGCUUCUGCUAUGAUGAUAAUACUGUUGCCGGGGUCAUCUGCUACAAUGGGGAUACAGAUAUUCAAUUUCGCUCUAAUCCGCUAGAUUAUGAGAGAGGAGAAAUGAGCACGAGACUAGAAAUUCAAGCUGGGGAAAACACACUGCUUGUGGCCGGCCAUCCGACCUCCGAUAUCUCCGCUGCAGUUUACUGCUCAGGUCUCGGCUAUGCUGGGGGAAAUUCAUACAGUGCGGGGUCGGGCUCCUAUGGGGUUGUGAACAUGAGUUGCCCGGAUAAUGCAGCAUCAAUCCUGCAGUGUGUGGCUGCCUGGGACCCAGAGAAAACCAGGGGAAAGUCGGGAAGCCUAGCCGGGGCUACCUGCUUCACUGCUGUGCGAUUGAUACAAGGUGAUCCUACGUUCUAUGGGGCGGUGCUGGUUUCCCGGGGGACAAGACAAGGGCUUGUGUGUGCUGAGGGAUUCACUAAGAAGGAAGCUAAUAUUGCCUGCAGCAGUAUUGGAUACGAUGCCGGACUCCUGUUGUGCUGCUCUCCAUUUGAAGUCAUAAAUCUCGAAACUGUUCAGGCAAACACAGAUUGCAAAGGUGAUGAAAGUCAGCUAACAGACUGCCCCCAUGAAGUCAUCCCUGCAAACCAGGCAGCCCUCUGCCAGAAGAAUUAUGCAGCUGUUGUCUGCUACACUGGGAAUAAACCCUCUGACUACACCUUAAGCUUGCCAAUCCCAGGUAGCUACAUCGGUCAUCUACAGGUUCGGUACCUCAAUGUGAGUGGUAGUGUGUGCUUUGAUGGCUGGGAUGAUGUAGAUGCCUCUGUGGCUUGUCGGGAGCUGGGGUACAGGAGAGGAAUUGCCUACAAUGCUGCAAGGACAGUAGAGGGCCCUUAUUGGAUGUCCAAUGUGAAAUGUACAGGCACGGAGAGCAGGCUGGGGGACUGUGAGCAGACACAGCUAGGCUCCACCAGCGACUGUGUGAACAAACUUAGCCAUGCUGGAGCUGUCUGCUAUGAUAAUGAAGGUCAGUUUUAUCGCCUAGGCGGCAGUAAUGAGACACGUUAUGGCCGAGUUGAGGUGUCCCUGAAUGGGGAAUGGCGGUCCCUGUGUAACACACACUGGGACGAUGUGGAUGCUCAGGUGCUAUGUAGAAUGCUGGAGUUUCGCACUGGAGAGGCAUUUCAUGGAGGAAACUUGAGUCCCAUGUCUGGUUCAGUGUGGGAAGUGAACAUAGCAUGUGGGGGAGGAGAGGGCUCCCUGAACCAGUGCCUGUCAUCUGAAUGGACCACAGCAAUAUCUUCAUCCUGUGCUAGACACCAGAGGGACUCCGGUGCUUUCUGCUACACCUCCGUGAAGCUAUCGACUGGUGUAGGUCGGGAGACGGACAAGGGGGCUGUGCUGCUGUACUGGGGAGAGACAUGGCACACUGUGUGUUCUGACGGCUUCACGGACCUAUCUGCGGCUACAGUGUGUCGGGAACUUGGCUUCCGGGACGGGCAGGCUCAGUGUUGUGACUUGUAUGGUGACCUAACGAAAUACCCGCUUCUUGAUACACACAAGAUGGAGUGUGAUGGUACAGAGGAAGAUGUUACAGCUUGUCUGGAGGUGGACCCGUGUCAGGGUGGGAAAUAUGCCUCUGUCAUCUGCUAUGGUUUCAGUCUUUCAACUACACAGAAAAUAAUAACGGUACCCACAGACCCGAAUCGUUUUGAGGAGCUGCCCAUUGUGAUAGCAGUGGUGGUGUUUGUUGUCCUCGUGCUGAUAGCAGUACUUGUGUUUUGCUUGUAUAAAUGUCACAAAAAGAGGCGGCAGGCCGACGAGUCAAAGGUGGAGUUCCAUAACAACAUUGUUGAAGAACACCACCAUAGCUCUCUUCGGGUUGUAAAUCCACUGCAUGGGGUGUCCACACCGGAGAUAGUACGGGCAAGCUUUACACGACGGGGGAAUGAGGAACUUGCGAGAAUCAGUCCCACAAUCAACAACCCAGACUAUGGGGGAAACACCCCUCAGGAUGCUCAGAUACCAAGAAACAGUUCUCAUAUUUAUAACAGUAUUAUAAAUGUUGACCCUCAUACAUACGACAACAGAAACGAUCGACAACAACAAAAUAAUGAUCCUUUGUCUAAUACAUAUCUCACACCUGUUCCAUCGCACAUGUAUGACAAAAUAAGAGUAUCACAGUUAGGAGACGGUUCUGAUGAAUUCACCUCUAUCACACCUGACAAUGCUGGUCAAGGGGACGGUUCUGAUGAAUUCACCUCUAUCACACCUGACAAUGCUGGUCAAGGUCCCUCCACCCAGCCUGAUGCUGGUCGAGCAGACAGACCAGAUUUCAGGACUUCUCUUGCUGACCAGCAGGAAGUGUCAUCCCCUACAAACUUUGUGAACCAUACACAGUUUCCAGUACAGACAACGGAUGGUGAACAUUAAAUGACUUUUGUGAUCAUUAGAAUUCCAAAUCGGUGUUAAACACUGCCUAUAAAGGUGUUUCUUUUGCAAAAAUUGUGAUAAUUGUCUCAUCUUCCCUUGCAUAUGCUUCUUUGUGAAUUUAGUUUGGUAAACAUUUGUUACUAGCGCAUUGCCAUUUGUAAAUAAUGCAGCCAGUGCCAUUGAAAUCAUUCAUUUGAGAGACAUUAAUUUUGUAUUGCAGUAUCCAGGAACUAAUAUGAACCCCUUCUAACACUACAGUUAACUAGUUGACCAUUUAAAUGAUGAGUUAACCAUUUUACCUUUUAUUUGCUUACUGUUCACAAAAUUUGUGUUCACAUCACUUAUUUUUAUAAAUGUGUUUGUUUUUUUCCUGAAAAAGUUAACAUCAGUUCUGUCAAACAGUAAAUCUGUGCAUCCGAGUAAUCUGGCCAAUAUUUUUUAUGAUGAACGGUUAAAACCUUCAUUCCAAUUACUUAAUUCUAGAAUAAACGAUACAUUAGCAACCCGACUUUGUUUGGACAUACAGAUUUAUGGGAAACUUUUUAAGUAGUUUGUCCAUUUAAACAUAUUUAAGUGUUCAGAUGUUGUUUUUCAAACAGUUUUUACUCGAUAAAUGAUUUAUGUUGUUGUUUUGAUGUACAUUGUAUUGUUAUAGACUUUUUUAUUAUAUAUUAAAUGUACUAUCGGUCUCUAAAUACUAAACAGUUGUUUACCUGUAAACAUAUAACAUAAAAUAAAGCUAUAUAUUUUCCCUAUUA
This is a messenger RNA of Mya arenaria, 7503 nucleotides long. Its product is annotated as scavenger receptor cysteine-rich type 1 protein M160-like. The transcript is spliced from 35 exons. The record is from RefSeq and is a predicted model, not a curated record. Lineage: Eukaryota; Metazoa; Mollusca; Bivalvia; Myida; Myidae. Gene Ontology annotation, cellular component: membrane. Bases 764 to 6745 code for a protein of 1993 amino acids.